AUGGAAGCUGAGGCUUGUAGCCGAGCAUCUAUGAAAAGGAAGAGGCAGGAGGGGGAGACAAACAGUGCAGCAACAUCAUCACCACCGUCCAUGGCGAUGGCGAUGAUGAUGAUGAAUUUGGUACCUGAUCAUAAUGGUGCUCAUUGUGCUAAUAAGAGUAAGGUCGCAGAGCAAAGUGAAGCAGAAGCGAUAGUUGGUGUUGGUGGUGGUGGCGCAGGGCAAGAGGAAAUAGCUAUGGCUACGGCCGGUGGCGGUGGAAUUCCGACGAAUAAUCAUAAUAGGCGGGUGGUGGGUGGUCCUCAAACUCAUCAUCCUCAUCGGAGCCGGAAGCGAUUUGUGGGGGUGAGGCAGAGGCCGUCGGGGCGGUGGGUGGCGGAGAUAAAGGACACGAUACAGAAGAUACGGCUGUGGCUCGGCACCUUUGACACUGCAGAGGAUGCUGCACGAGCUUACGAUGAGGCUGCGUGCAUCCUCCGCGGUGCUAACACGCGCACCAACUUUUGGCCCGCUUCUUCAUCCUCGCCAUCGUCCUCAUCGCCGGCCCUCCCAUCCCGCAUCUCGCGUAUGCUCCGACUCCGCCUCCUCAAGGCCUCCGCCAAUCGCAGCAGCAAUGACACUGCUUCUUCCGCUCUCCUUGAUGAUCACCAACCACCACUAGACAGCCACCACUCUCACCCCCACCACCACCACCAGAGGUGGAGCACAGAUCCAUCUUCAUCAUUAUCGUUGCCAUCAUCGUCAUUGUCAUCAUUAUCAGGCCCACCUCUCGAAGGUUUCCACAACACUGAGGACUAUUUCGAUGUAAAUACUUCUGCUAGUGCUUCUAAUACUACAGGAAGAGGAGUAGUUGCAGCAGUAGCCGAAGACGAAGAAGAAGAAUUCGAAGGAGGAGGAGAAGAGAUGAUGGUGCUAGAUUUUGAGCAUCAGGGAGGGGUGGUGCCAUACCCCUUUGAGAUUGCACAAGAAAUGGCCGGCAUGCCCCUAGAGGUUCAAGAGGAGGAAGAGAUCCCUGUUGUCUCACAAGUCCCUUACAGUGGUGGCGGUGGUGGUGGCGGCGGUGGAGAUGAGGUGAGCAUGCUGAGGGCGAGGUUCAAUUACGAGAGGAACAUAUCCGCUUCACUUUACGCCAUCAAUGGAAUCUCAGAGUUCCUCAGAUACACAAGCAACCUCAGGGGGGACAACUCCGAUAACUCCCAACACCAAUUGCAGCAGCAGCAACAGAUGACGAUCGAAGAAAAUGGCGGCGAUUGCCGAGGGGCCGCUACCGAUACCGAUACCGGAACUUCUCAGAGCAGCAGUGACCAUCAAAUUGUUGUUGAAGGAAGUGAUGUUACUGAAUCAUUUCUAUGGAGCUCUUUGGAUCUACCCCCAAUCUGCUUUGUUACAUAA
Molecule: messenger RNA, 1389 nt
Organism: Amborella trichopoda
Lineage: Eukaryota; Viridiplantae; Streptophyta; Magnoliopsida; Amborellales; Amborellaceae
Biological process (GO): regulation of DNA-templated transcription
Molecular function (GO): DNA binding; DNA-binding transcription factor activity
Source: RefSeq, a predicted model, not a curated record